UUUCUAUUCGUUUAUUUUUGUCUUUGUUCAUCUAUCACACUUGGUAGCACUUGAUCAUUUUUUUUUUUUUUUAAAAUAACUGAGGUAUUUGGGCCAUUACGUCCACUUGACUAAAUUAUCGGAAGAGACUAUCACAGUAACCCACUAUUGUGAUUCCCACUUAAAUUAUAGUUUGUUUUCGAAGAAUUGAACUCUGCCAUGUUGCAUGUGCAAGUAGCACUUGAUCAUGCGAUGUUUCUUGUAAGAUUGCAAUGGCUAGUAGUAACUAUCAGCUCGUUUGUCCACUCCUUUCCACUUCCCUUGUCCUCCUUGCAUUAGAAAAACCUUCCAACCCCCACUCAUACUUUUCUCCAUUUCUUUCUUUCUAUGCUGUCCUCUCCAACAUGUGAAUGGCACCCGCAAAACUAGAAAUCUUCAAUCACAGAAAGGAUCAUCCGUGUCCCCCCUCCGAAACAAACCCAUGAUCUUUUAAUGCCUUAUCUGGGAUUUCUCUUUCCAGUUUCUGAAAAAUAUUGAAUGAUUGGAUAGGCACUGCUCUUCCCAAAACCAGUUUAUGGGGUUUUGGUCCUGCUUCUCAUGGUGUACUGUUUAAAGAAAUAUGGACUGAGAGAAUCAGGCAAGCAAUUUGGGUAUUAAUAAUCUGAAUGGAAUAUACAGCUCCUUUUUGUGGGAUAUGCAGAUUAUAUAUUCUUUGUGUAUGAUGUAAGAAUUUGACUUUUGUGUAUCACAACUCAGACCCUCAUGUCUCAUGUGCUGUAAUCAUCCCCUCUAUCUUAUCUUAAUUGAAAGCAGAAAGUCAAUUUCUGGAGGUGUAAAAUUGGGUAGAAUUGGGUGAUAUGGAGAUUCAGAUAUAGAAGGGGAUUUUUUUUUUUUUUUUUAAUCUCUUUUGGGUGAGAGUGAUUUCUGUCAUGGAGGCUCCGGCGAGGCAGCAGAGCUUCCGGAGGAAGAAGAUGACGAAGCAGUUGACGGGGAAACGAGACGACACCCCUUUGCAUUCUUUAGCUAGAGCAGGGAAUUUGGAGGUGGCUUUGGAGAUAAUCACCAAUACUGGAGAUGAUGAGUUGAAGGAGUUGCUAUCCAAGCAGAAUCAAUCUGGGGAAACUGCCCUUUAUGUUGCUGCUGAGUACGGCUAUGUCCAUUUUGUGAAGGGAACGGUAAAAUAUUAUGAUCUUGCAUCUGCUGGUAUCAAAGCUAAGAAUGGAUUUGAUGCCUUCCACAUUGCUGCCAAGCAAGGGGACUUGGAGAUAUUAAAGAUACUCAUGGAAGCCCUUCCUGGUCUUGCAAUGACAUUUGAUCAGUCCAACACCACGGCGUUGCACUCUGCUGCAUCACAGGGCCAUAUCGAAGUGGUCAAUUUCCUGUUGGAAAACAGAAGCAACCUGGCCCCCGUAAUGAGGAACAACGGCAAAACUGCUUUGCAUUCUUCUGCAAGAAAUGGGCAUUUGGAGAUUGUGAAGGCCCUAUUGAGAAAAGAACCAGGAAUUGCGUCAAACAAGGAUAAGAAGGGGCAGACUGCUCUUCACAUGGCAGUUAAGGGGCAGAGUGUGGAGGUGGUUGAUGAGCUUAUUCAGAUAGAUCCUGAGUCGAUAAAUAUGGUUGACAGCAAGGGCAACACUCCACUCCACAUAGCGACUCGAAAAGGUCGUGCACAGAUUGUUCAGGCUCUACUGCAUCACGAUGGAAUCAACAAAGAAGCCAUUAACAGAUCCGGAGAAACUGCUCUUGACACCGCCAGUAAAAUGGGAUAUUCGGAAAUUGCAAGUAUCCUACAGCAGCAUGGAGUGGAAAGCGCAAAAUCCAGGAGACCAGGCCACACAACAAAUCCAGCCAGGGAACUCAAACAGACCGCAAGCGACAUAAAACAUGAAGUUCACAACCAGCUCGAGCACACUUUUCAAACGCGAACUCACGUAAAAGGUAUAGCCAAGAGGCUCAACAAAAUGCACGAGGAAGGGCUCAACAAUGCCAUCAACUCCACCACUGUAGUCGCCAUCCUAAUCGCCACCGUUACAUUCGCUGCCAUUUUCACCAUCCCUGGCCAGUACACCGAUGACCCCACUGACAUUCCUCCUGGAGUCUCCCUGGGAGAAGCAAGAGUCGCUGCUCAAGCACCGUUCACUAUAUUCUUCGUCUUUGAUUCACUUGCACUCUUCAUAUCCUUGGCCAUUGUGGUUGUUCAGACAUCAGUUGUGGUUGUGGAGAGGAAGGCUAAGAAGCAAAUGGUGGCGGUUAUUAACAAGCUCAUGUGGUUGGCUUGUGUCCUAGUGUCCGUGGCUUUCCUCGCCAUGUCAUAUAUUGUUGUGGGGAGUUCCGAAAGGUUGUUGGCGGGUGGAGUGAUUCUUACGGGCACAAUUGUCAUGGUGGUGACAUUGGGGACCAUGUGCUAUUGGGUGGUUAUGCACCGGAUUGAGUCUUAUACUUUGAGGAGCAUCCGUAGGUCGGAAAGGAGUAGCAAGUCACAAUCUUGGUCUGUUUCUGCAAUGGCUUCGGAUUCAGAGAUUAUGAGCAAUGAGUACAAGAAACUCUACGCAAUCUAAGGUCAAUAUGGCGCGUAUGCUUUUUGACCCCUUGGUUGGUUUCCAUUUCUAGAUAUAGUCAUGUGCUUUGUAGAUUUCCCCAAUGUGAAUGUACAUACUAUUGUACGAUGCUUUCAUCCUUUCUUAGGAGAAAGUAACAAUAAGUAUCGCGGUCCAUAAAGUGAGAACAGUAAUCUCUCUACCUAAGAAUUUAGCGAUUCUGUUGGCCUGUUUUCCAAAAUAUAUAUAUAUGCUUCUUACUAAA
Rhododendron vialii is the source of this 2781-nucleotide messenger RNA. Its product is annotated as ankyrin repeat-containing protein At5g02620-like. Gene Ontology annotation, molecular function: protein phosphatase 1 binding; protein phosphatase regulator activity. The transcript is spliced from 4 exons. NCBI's taxonomy places the organism in Eukaryota, Viridiplantae, Streptophyta, Magnoliopsida, Ericales, Ericaceae. Bases 909 to 2537 code for a protein of 542 amino acids. The record is from RefSeq and is a predicted model, not a curated record. Gene Ontology annotation, cellular component: plasma membrane.